AUGUCGCCACGGGUUCCCGCGGCCAAGGAGAUCAAAUCCGUCGAUAAAAGACACUUUGAAGACCUCCCUAAAGCGUCUGCAAAUCAACCCGGCCAAGUGGGAAUACCUCGCUCAAGACCAACCGACCUGGAGAAGGACAGUGAAGACAGGCGGAGCGAUCUACGAGGCAAAUCGCAUCGCCGCCGCGAAAGCCAAACGAGAAACCCACAAAUCUCGGCUGCACCCACCUCGCAACGCCAACACUCAACCGCUCCCAACGUGUCCACGGUGUCAGAGGGAAAUUCUGGGAACCAAUUGGCCUUGUUGGACACCUUCGGACCAACUGCAGCAUUCGGACUGCACCAGCCGUCGUCUCUCCGUCCAUCUCUCCCUCGUCCUCCACGUCUAAAGUCAACAAUGACUGCACUCCUGACUCUCCACUUCCAUCCUCCAUUGCCUCAACAUCUGCUGCGGCGGCUCCUGUACCCACCACCACCGCGCACACCGACAACCAUCAAGAUCACCAUCGUCAACACCAAUGAUGAGGACUCGGUCCUAGCCUGUCCUGAUUGCGAUCACUUGAGAAUCCAUCACACAGAGACUGGCGAACUAGUGUCUGAAGCACCAACAUACACUCGCCACACCUACCUCAAUUGCUCCGCACAUUCGCUCACUGCAUGGGCCUAUUAG
This is a messenger RNA of Spirometra erinaceieuropaei, 669 nucleotides long. The record is from the annotation of a GenBank genome assembly. NCBI's taxonomy places the organism in Eukaryota, Metazoa, Platyhelminthes, Cestoda, Diphyllobothriidea, Diphyllobothriidae.